Messenger RNA from Closterium sp. NIES-65, 5373 nucleotides. The record is from the annotation of a GenBank genome assembly. Lineage: Eukaryota; Viridiplantae; Streptophyta; Zygnematophyceae; Desmidiales; Closteriaceae.
AUGCCUCGCGCUCCUGCCAAGGGUAAACAAGUGGUGGAAGAAGUCCCUGAUAAGGAUGCUGUGGCUCCUCCCCCUAUGGAGCCAGUUGUUCCAGUCCCUGCUGAAGGCAGUGCCGCUCUUGGAAAGGGCCCGGUGUUGUCUACUGCUGCUGUCGCGGGAAGCUCUGGCCUCUCACCUGCAGAGAAGGCUUCGACGUCGCCGCAACUCUCUGCUGAUGGCUUCCUGGAGGAUGACUCGGACGAAGAGCUGGACAUUGAUGUCCAGCAGGAGGCUGCUGCACGUCUAAGGUUCACGGCCAUCCUGCUGAUCCCUUUCUCGCUGAAGAAUGAAAUGGGUGCCAUCAUCAACAUAGUGUGGGUUCUGCUUCGGAAGGUCUGGGCUCCGUCUCUCUCUCCUGGUGCUGUUGACUCGGCCUCGGUGCAAACCCUCUCAGCGACGUACAUCGCGAAGCAGCAUUUCUGCCGUCUUCAAGUUUCGUUCCUGCAAGAAGAGGAUGCUGCUGCGGUCAGGCUGAAAGUGGUUGAGUAUCAGCGGCCGAAAGGAAAGAUCACCCUUUUCUGGCUGCAUACCGAAGACCCGGCAUACAUGAAGGAAAAAGCUUCUAACCCAGCAAUUAUUGAGCUUUAUUUCAAGGAUGUCCCGGCUAAUGUCUCACCUGACCUGUUGAAAGAUUUGCUGUGCCGCUACGCCCUGAAGAUCCGCAAAGUGCCGGCUUUUGCUAAGGGCCUAUGCUUUCACCGCGUGUCUCAUCCUGUCACGGGAGCGGAUACGGACACAGUGAAAGAUCUGGUGAUCGCUCACCCAGCUGCGUCCACUCGCACGUCUCCACUAGUCACCCCCAUCCUUCUGGAUCCUGCCAUUGUGCUUAUAUCUACGGGAGGGAAUCGGGAGGAAUGGAUCUGCACACAGGCGGGGUGCGGAAAGGCGAAGGGUUCAUCUUUCAUGGCUGCUGCGGACCACAUCACAUCGGCAGACCAUUUGAUUCACCUGGAAGAACUGGGCUCGGCGACCAGGGUGACAAUGAGUGCGGUGAACCUGGUUACCAUCAAGAAGGAGUACGGAAUGACGCUUCAUCCAACCAAGCGGGAGUAUACCUUUUACGCGCACUCGGUGAAGGAGCGCACUCGCAUUGAUAGAGCACUGGUGUCGCAGUCGCUUCUUCAUAAGAUUGGGGAUGCGUACCACUCAUCUGUUCCCCAUGGUAUAUCGGAUCACUGGUAUGCGAUAUCACUGGAACUCUCCGUGGAGGUUGAUGGUGGUAAAGGACCGGGACUGUGGCGGAUGCACGCGUCCCAAGCCAAGAGUCCGGGUAUCAGGAAGAGGAUUGGCCUAGUCCUUGAGGAGCAGGAAGAUCUGCAGCUUCACGAUUUCUCACAGCUGCUGGUCAAACUGCAAGCGAGCAUCAGAGCGCACUCGAAGGAAGAGAGGAAGCGUGUCAAAAAAACAGUUUUAAGUUUAGAGGAGGCGGUGACACGGCUGGAAUAUGAGUUCAUGAAUGGAACGGGGGAUAUGGAGAGCUACGAGCAGCUGGUGAAGUACGGGUCAAUGCUCAAAGCUUACCGAGAAAGGCAGCGGUCGCAGCUGCAGACUAUGGCGGGUGCUCAACAGGAGGUCUUCGGGGAAAUUUCCUCCAAAGUUCUUUCUGGACGGAUUGUGACGAGGAAGGCGCAAACGGUGAUAGAGGAAGUCACCUACAAGGGAGAGUGCUUGGCUUGGGAAAGAGAAGUACUUACCGCAGCUUCAAGGUACUUUACAGAGGCUUUUGCUGCGCAGGAGGGCGUGGUGAAGGAAGCUUGGCGUGUUGACCCGAACAAGGUCCUUGGGGUGCUGGAAAAAGAGAUGCUGAGGGCCUCCUGGUCGGAAGAAGAGGUUUUGGCGGCGAUCAAGCAGCUACCGAAAGGAAAGGCGCCGGGGUUGGAUGGUCUCCCCAAGGAGUUCAUUGAGGAGAACUGGGACAUGCUUGGCCGGCCUUUCCUUCGUUUCAUCAAGGAGUUUGAAGCCUCUGCGGCGCUCCCCUCGCAAAUGACAACGGCGGUGACCAUUCUGCUGCACAAGAAAGGGGACAAGGGGAAAUUAGAAAACUACAGACCCAUAACGCUACUAAGUGCAGCAUACAAAAUCGUGGCGAAAGUGCUGGCGAACAGAAUCAAGAAGGUUUUACCGAUGGUGAUCUCGGAGCACCAGUAUGGUUUCAUACCAGGGAGGAAGCUGGCAGAUGCAGUCAACGCUGUGGCUGAUGUGGUCGACGCGGCAGCAGCGGGGAGAGAAGAUUGGUACCUUCUCUUGGUCGAUUUUCAGAAAGCGUAUGACUCAAUCUCCAGAGACUACAUGUUUCAGACUUUGGAGCGCAUGGGUUUCCCGGAAGAAUAUGUGAACUGGACGAAGGGUCUGCAUGAUCAGUCGGGAACGCAGCUGCUGAUCAACGGAUGGUUGGGAGAACGGGUGGGGAUGGAGAGAGGAGUGCGCCAGGGCUGUCCGCUAGCACCCUACCUCUUCAUCUGCGCAGCUGAGCCACUCAGUCAGGAGAUAAAGAGACGGCGGCUGGGUGUAUGGAAGCGUGGAAUCGGUGAUGUGGCAUAUUUGGGAUAUGCGGAUGAUACGACGGUGGUGCUGAACAGGAAAGAACAAGUUGGAAGAGCGUGUGAGCUGCUGGAGGAGUUUGGUGAGCUGUCCGGGCUCAAAGUCAACAAGGAUAAGACGGUGGUUGUCCCGCUGGGGAAGAAUCAGGAUGUACCUCCACCGGCAGAUGCGCCUUACCCCUGGGCAGGAAAAAAUGAGCCGCAGAGGUUGCUGGGUAUCUGGAUAACGCCGGGUGGAGACCCGACGCCGUCAUGGGAGAAGGCGGCUGACAGAGCAGGGGAGGUGAUGGUGAAGUGGCAGAAUCAGCACAUUAAUACAUCGACGCGUGUCACGGUGCUCAACUCGUAUGCCACGCCGAUUCUCCUCUUCCAAGCUCAAGUCUAUCCACCUCCCCGGGGGACAUGGAAAGAGUUCCGCGCGACCAGUCACAACUUCACGUCCAGUGGGAAGGCAUCGGCUGACCGACAUUUCGUCCUCUGGAGCGGGGACCUGGCCUACACGAGCAGGAAAGAGGGGGGACUGGGGGUUGAGGUCGAUGAGGAGGAGGAUGGGGGGGAGGAGGAGGAGGAGGAGGAGGAGGAAAGCGAUGACGAAAACGACGAGCGUCCGCCGCGUAGCACUAGUCAGCGCACCUUGGAAGAACGGCUCAGGCGGGAACUUGAAUACGUAGAUGAUCUGCUCGAACAGGACGAGGAUGCCGACCAGGAGAAUUUGUCGGUGCCGCGCGAACAGUGGAGGGCGGCAGACUUCGUCGAGGAAGACAUGGUGUACGCAACCAUCGACGUGCUCGUCUUGGACGCCCUACGCCACCUGCAAACCGUGGAGAGGAACAGCACGCCGAGGCAGUACACCUCGUGGAUCUAUCACUACAAGAGGUGGGCGGCGAAGAUGUGGAGGCAAAUUCGCAACAAGCUUCCGCAUGAGUACAUGCUUAAGCACGUCGACGAGAUAGAGCACUACAUCCGGGACAACAAGAAGAAAAACUGGGACCAAGAGGCCGAUGUCCCCCGGUCGUACGUGUGGCUGCACGGCCCUAGGGUCACCAAGUCCCGGCUUCGCGCAUACGUGAAGUACAUGGUUCGGGAGUUGAAUCUCGAUGCCGAGUCCAGCAAGAAGGGCGACAACGCCACAGGAACACAGCCUGUGCAAUCUACAACGGUGCACACGCUCCUCGGGCGCAUAAAGGCAUGCCAGAUGGCGGCGAGAGUGGAGGCGACGAUAUACCGGGAGACGGAGCUGAGUAUCAUGCGAGAGAUAUCGGUGGUCAGGUCGGAGGUGCGGUUCAUGAUCCGCACCAAGAACGAGCGGGACAUCAAGAACUGCACCGAUCGGCAUCGCGGAACAAUCGGCGAUACCUACACCGCCGAGCAGUUCCGCCAGAUCAUGUUCAGGGUGCUGCCGACGUGGGCGGCCAAGGCGUGGAACCCGCAGGGUACGGGCCCGUCGCAGACGCUAUGGCGGUUUCUGCUAUUGAAGGUGCUCAGGCUACUCUCCCACCACUCUCUUCUGCGCGGUGCAAGCAUCCGCGAGAUCACGCUCCCCGACAUAUUCUUGUACCGACUGGCGAGCACCUCGUCGGUGAACCCGGAGAACCAGCCGGUCGUCAUGGUCAUCGCUGCGUGGAACUCGAAGACGUCCAAGGAUGUGCGUCUGCAGCAGAGCUACGCUGCGCGGCACCUCGAAGCGGAGUUGUGCGCCGUCGGUGAGACGGGCCUGUGGUUGCAGUUCAUCCUCGACCAGAUCGGCCAGUUUCACGGCAUCCGCCUCAUUCCGCCGGAGCUGGCCAUCGACGGCACGCCGCGCGCCGAGAUCGCGGAGCUGGGUCACUGGGCGCUCGACAAAAUGACGCGAGCGUACAUCACCGCCAUUCCGGAAAUCUCUGUCCGCAUGGACACCCAGUACUACAACAUAUCCCUCAAGGCGAAGCUGACGAAGGAGAUGGAGCGUGCCGCGAACGAGAAGAUUGACUUCCUGGAGGAGCUCGAGAAGCGCGACGACACCAUCGCGUCUCUCACCGUCGAGAUAACCCGUCUCACCGAGGCACUGCGUGUGUCAGAAGCACGGAGAGUGCCGGAGGCCCCGCCAUGUGCUACCGCGCAAGCUCCCAGCGAGGGUGGCUCGGCGGGUUCGGCCAACAUGGGAGCCGGCGCCGACGGAGGGGACGACAAACCCCCUCCACCCCCACAGACGGACGAGGAGGCUAGUUACGAGCUCAACGUGGUACAACCGUGGCGGGAGGCCAAGACCGUGAGGGACGCCUGGCGCCUGUGGAACUACGCCACCGCUAAUGACACCCGUCGGCUUUGCGACAAGAUCGCCGAGCCGGGGUUCAUCGACCGCCACACCCUCCUCACCGGCGCUACGCAGGGUGCACUCAACAAGAGGGUGCGCCGCAUGCUGAAGGUCAUGGAUGCGGUGCGCCAGCUACGUGCGAGCGACGGCGACGCCGACACCGAGGCCGUGGUCGACACACUGCACAGGAUCGCGACAUUGGGCAUCGGGACCUUCGCCGAUGCCCUCACGGUGCUCAAAUCGGCAACGGCACCGAUGUUGUCCAAAGAGCCUGGUUUGGGAGUCAAGGGGCUGGGCCCCAAGGUGGUCUCAAAGCUACGCCUUGCCUGUGCGCUUGUGGCGCUCAACCUGAAGCAGAGUGAUUGGGUCGAAACCCUGUUUCCAGACACGUGGGAGGAGCAGAUGCCGAAGACCAAGGCCGACCUGGCGAAGCCGACGGCCCCAGCCAAGCCGACCGCUCCGGUGCACCGUCCUCCGACCAAGCGCAAGAAGUCGGCAUGA